UGCAUGCUGUCGCUGCACCACGCUGCUGUGAGGCAGCAGUUUCUGCAGGCAGAAGAAAAGGAAGGAGAUGAAUGGAAGAGAGAGGGAAGAGAGGGAGAAGAAGAAAACAGGAGAGGAAAAAUAAUGUAAAAUUUAAAUGCUGUCUGGCAACAGCUCCGCUUUUCAACUUUGCUCUCAUAAACACCUGAAGAAACCGUGAUGAUGUCACAUUCUGUCAUCCUAUCCUCUUAUAAAUAGAUCAUUGAUGGUAGGAGGGUGGUGCUAUGUCGAUUAGGAUGAACUGAAGAUGAGGGGAACUACAUCCAGCAGGAAUUAUUCCGCUCCGCUGAAGCAGCUCUGCUUACAUAAGAGCAGAGCGACCUUGUGCACUGCUAGUGUUGUGGCUGUCUGCAGGAUUUAGGAGUUUUACUAAUCACCGCUGUGUUUGAUGCCCAGUCCAUCUCUCUGUGGAGCUGGGUCCAGCAUAAGAGGAAGAGGGACUCCUAUGUCAGAGUUUUAGGAUGGCCACGGAAAGCUCCACCAUUCCCAGUCCUGUUGUCCGCCAAAUCGACAAGCAGUUCCUGAUCUGCAGCAUAUGUCUGGACCGCUACCAGAAUCCCAAAGUACUGCCCUGCCUGCACACCUUCUGUGAGAGGUGCUUGCAGAAUUACAUCCCGGCCCACAGCCUCACCCUGUCGUGCCCCGUGUGCCGUCAAACGUCAAUCCUGCCUGAGAGGGGGGUGGCCGCACUGCAGAACAACUUCUUCAUCACCAACCUGAUGGACGUGCUGCAGCACAGGCCAGAUACCUGCAGCCAGGAGGUCACCACCCUCAGCAACAUCACCACCGUGGGAACGGGUCAACUGCUCUCCUGCCCCAACCAUGCAGGAAGUGUGAUGGAGUUUUACUGUCCUCCAUGUGAGACAGCCAUGUGUCAAGAGUGCACAAGUGGCGAACAUAGAGAGCAUCCAACUGUGCUUCUUAAAGAUGUGGUGGAGCAGCACAAGGCCUCACUGCAGGACCAGCUAAAUGCUGUGAAGAAGAGGCUGCCAGAGAUCGACUCGUCUCAGCUGUUGCUGUCAGAAAUCCUGCAACAGCUGACCAAUCAGAAAAGCUCCAUAGAAGAUGACAUUCACACAACCUUUGAUGAGUUGCAGAAGACACUCAAUGUUCGCAAGAGCGUUUUACUCAUGGAACUGGAGGUCAACUAUGCACUCAAACAGAAGGUUCUUCAGGCCCAGCUGGACACACUGCUGCAGGGCCAAGAAGGCAUCAACAGCAGCUGUAACUUCACGGAGCAGGCCCUGAACCAUGGCACCGAGGCUGAGGUGCUGCUGGUCAAGAAGCAGAUGGGAGAGCGCCUCGUGGAACUGGCCAAUCAGGAGCUUCCACUGCAGCCUGAGGAGAACAGCCAGCUGGACUUCCUUGUGGAGACAGAGGGAUUAAAGAAAUCUAUCCACAAUCUGGGUACUGUGGUAACUACAAAUGCUGUCGCAUCAGAAACUGUGGUGACAGGUGAAGGCUUGCGGCAUUGCGUGGUGGGCGUGCCCACGGCUGUCACCAUAACUACUAAGGACAAAGAUGGAAAGCUGUGCAAGAUGGGUAACGCAGUCAUCGCUGCUGACAUCUCUUCCCCUGACGGGAGCAAAGUCGACGGGGAGAUACUGGACAACAAGAAUGGCACGUACGAGUACAUAUUCACUGCUCCUAAAGAAGGCUUUCUGAACCUAUCCCUGCGCCUGUACAACCAGCACAUCAGAGGAAGUCCCUUCAAAAUAAAGGCCACCAUCCACUCAUCCCCAAAUACAGACGAAACCAAAAAGAGGCUGAAGUCUCCAGGCAGUGGGCAUGUCAAGCAGAAAGCAAUGAAGAGACCGGCGAGCAUGUACAGCACAGGGAGGAGGAAAGAGAAUGCCAUCGAGGAUGACCUCAUCUUUCGAACAGGCACCAAAGGAAGAAAUAAAGGGGAGUUCACAAAUCUGCAGGGAGUGGCUACCUCCUCUCAGGGAAAAGUCCUAAUAGCAGACAGCAACAACCAAUGUGUUCAGAUAUUUUCUAAUGACGGCCAGUUCAGAAGUCGUUUCGGUGUCCGUGGCAGGUCGCCAGGUCAGAUGCAGCGGCCGACGGGUGUGGCCAUCCACCCCAGUGGUGACAUCAUCAUUGCAGACUAUGACAACAAAUGGGUCAGCAUCUUUUCAAAUGAAGGCAAGUUUAAGAACAAAGUAGGCUCAGGGAAGCUCAUGGGACCCAAAGGUGUUGCAGUGGACAGGAAUGGACACGUCAUUGUGGUCGACAAUAAGGCCUGCUGCAUUUUCAUCUUCCAGGCCAAUGGCAAGCUGGUCAACAAGUUUGGUAACCGUGGCAACGGCGACAGGCAGUUUGCAGGCCCUCAUUUUGCUGCUGUCAACAAUAAUAACGAAAUCAUUGUGACUGAUUUUCACAACCACUCAGUCAAAGUCUUUAACACAGAAGGGGAGUUCCUGCUGAAGUUUGGUUCUAACGGCGAAGGUAAUGGCCAGUUCAAUGCCCCCACUGGCGUGGCGGUGGACGUCAAUGGGAAUAUCAUUGUAGCAGACUGGGGCAACAGCAGGAUACAGGUGUUUGAUGCCAGCGGUUCCUUCCUCUCCUACAUCAACACGUCGGCAGACCCGCUCUACGGCCCACAGGGACUGGCCCUCACCUCUGACGGACAUGUGGUGGUUGCAGAUUCUGGCAACCACUGCUUCAAAGUCUACCGCUAUCUGCAGUAGCUCACCUUUCUACACUUGCUUACUACCAGGAAAUGGCAGACUGGAAAGACUGGAACUCUGCACUCAUCAACUCAUCCAUUCAUUAUUUCCACUGUGCCAUCUGUUAGGCUUUUUUCUUGAUUCUGAAGCAAUAACUCAUCACAGGUAGUUGCUGCUGGUUAGUGUUUUGAAAAGGUUGAUCACGACUUUCACAAGACAUUUAGAGUGCGCUAACAUGAAGCUUUAAUAGUGAUACACCCAGAACUUGUCAACAAAUUUUAGGAAACUGGAAACAAACUGUUACACUGGUUUUGAAAAUGACUUGCUUGUUACGUGAGAAAAAGAAACUGAUUUCUACAGUUUAGGUACCUCAGAAAUAAACAGAAUAUACUCCACUUUUCUGUUAAAAUGCUCUUAAGAUGCCUGACAAUUUGCCUGUUCACUAUAAGAAUAAAAAAAAAAAUGAUGUAGGAUGAUAGAAGCAUGACCACAAAACGAAAUGCAAGCAUUUAUAUCACAGACAUAGGCCACCUGAUAUUGACCAGAGUGGAUCGCAAUGAGUGACACGAAUAAAUACUUAAAUUAUAUAAUUAAAAUUAAAUUGAAUAUACAGAUAAUAAAUAAAUGUAUCCCAGAAUAUUUGUGUCAGUAUAAAUUUAAAACAUCAUGAUUUAAUUGUAAAAUUUCUUUCAUUUUAAAGUGUUAUAUUUUAAGAUCCAUUAAAAUUAUUUUGAUAUUUAUUUAAUUAAUUUGUACUCUGCUUAUUGUAGGAGAGUCAAAAAUGCCACAAGCCAACUGUAAUAAAUUAAUUCUAUAUUUCAAAAUGUAUUGAUUAUACAAGUGUAAUCUAUUAUUAAUCUUACAAGUAAAAAAAAGUGUACAUUUUAAAAGUAAAACUUGAAUUGUGAUAAAAUUAAAGUCCAUUGGAAAAUAUUAGCCUACUGUCACUUUGGCUCAUACCACAAGUGAUAUUUUACAAUAUUCUACCACAGGAUAGAGACAAUAGUAUUUUUAUUAUAAUCACUUAUCAAUUUUCCACAACUUAUUUAUCGACCAUUUGGCCCUCAUUAGUGCAGCAAUGAACCAUAAAAUAAUUUAAACAGUCAGGCAACAAGUGUGUUAUUUUUUAAAACAAAUAUAUUAGCAUCAUAUUUCAUAAUAAUCCAUGGAUUGCUUCAAAAUAAACUGACACAUCUAAAUAGUCAUGUUUUUUUUAACUAUUUGUUUGUGAUAGUGUUUAGAUCUCCAUAGGCAUCAGCUGUGCAUACAUGUGUACAUGAUGUGCCUGGGAUCCAGAAAUCCUGUUUGAAUACUUGGCCAUCUGGCUGAAAUAUUCACUUAUCCUGAAAUGCUCUCAUGUCUUUUCAGUAUCUCUGCGAGUGCUGGUUGCAGGUUGGUGGUUAUUUUGCAGAUCUAGAAGAUGUGAUAUGUAUAUAAACAUGAUGAUGAUCCACAUUUGUUUUAAGGCUUUUACCAUAAACAAUCUUGAAACACACAAUUGUA
Molecule: messenger RNA, 4211 nt
Organism: Poeciliopsis prolifica (blackstripe livebearer)
Lineage: Eukaryota; Metazoa; Chordata; Actinopteri; Cyprinodontiformes; Poeciliidae
Gene: trim2a
Product: tripartite motif containing 2a
Exons: 13
Coding region: 501-2729 (742 amino acids)
Biological process (GO): proteasome-mediated ubiquitin-dependent protein catabolic process; negative regulation of translation; protein polyubiquitination
Molecular function (GO): protein binding; zinc ion binding; translation repressor activity
Source: RefSeq, a predicted model, not a curated record